Messenger RNA from Rhincodon typus (whale shark), 775 nucleotides. RefSeq names its product SRSF protein kinase 3-like. The record is from RefSeq and is a predicted model, not a curated record. The transcript has 6 exons. Lineage: Eukaryota; Metazoa; Chordata; Chondrichthyes; Orectolobiformes; Rhincodontidae. The annotation marks the transcript as partial. Gene Ontology annotation, biological process: regulation of mRNA processing; protein phosphorylation; spliceosomal complex assembly. Gene Ontology annotation, molecular function: protein kinase activity; ATP binding.
GUUCUUCAAGGUCUUGACUAUCUACACACAAAAUGCAAAAUCCUGCACACGGAUAUCAAACCAGAGAAUAUCCUUUUGUGUGUCAACGAACAAUACCUCAGUCAAUUGGCAGCUUCUGUACAACAGGAAGUGGGAGAAGCACCUCUGAGAUUAUCAGAGGUAAUGCAAGCAAAGCAAUCACUUGUAAACCCUUUGGACCCUAAACAUGCUGAAAAAAUAGGUGUGAAAAUUGUGGACCUUGGAAGUGGCUGCUGGACGUUUAAGCAUGUUUCAGAGGAGAUCCAAACCAGACAGUAUCGUGCACUGGAGACUAUCCUUGGAGCUGGCUAUGGGUCCCCUGCUGACAUAUGGAGCACAGCCUGUAUGGCAUUUGAGCUGGCAACAGGCGAGUACCUAUUUGACCCUCGAUCUGGAAAGACUUUCACUCAAGAUGAGGACCAUGUUGCACAUAUUAUUGAACUGCUGGGGAGAAUCCCAUUGAAUUGUGCAUUAUCUGGAAAGUACUCCAAAGAAUUUUUCAACCUGAAAGGUGAGCUACGUCAUAUCAAGACACUAAGACACUGGGGAUUGUACGAUGUCCUUGUAGAGAAAUAUGAGUUCCCCUUGGCAGAUGCAGCUAUAUUUUCAGAUUUUCUUCAUCAAAUGCUCAAGUUUAUACCAGAAGAACGGGCAACUGCAGCAGAAUGCCUCCAACACCCAUGGCUGGUGAUUUAGGUCCCUGAAAACCUUUUCUUUCCUUUUCUCAGAGAUAGUAAGAACUGCCAAUGCUGGAGUC